AUGGACAGCAAGCUUCAGCAGCUUCCGAAUAAAGUUAGCUACUGUCUUUCCCCCUUCUCCUCUCCCUCUCCCUCUCUCUUUUAUCCCUGCCCCCCUCUGUGCAGGCCACGCUCCCUCCCCAGUGGUUAUUUCCCAGGCUGCCAGUUCCAGUCUGCGGGUAGCUGCCUUCCGCGCUGACCACUAGGCAGUGUGGGAAUGUUAUCCCUCUCAUCCCAUUCCUAAAGCCGUGUAGAGCCUGGGAUACAGCCCACUAGCCUGCUGGAAAAAUCCCCCCUUCUUCUCCACAGGGGAGAGAAGAUUACUCCCUCCAUCCCUCUCUUUCCAUCACUCCAUCCCUACAGUUAGGCCUUCUCUCCAGCCCACUUACCGUAGUGCAGGCCUACGGGAACAUGGUAUACAUGGUUAGAAAUCCUGAUGGAGAGGGUAUGGGUAUUAGGCAUGGAAGCCUGUUUGCAGGUGUUAAUGUGUUCUCUACAUCAGGAGUGAGCAGAUGAGGAAAGGAAAGUAUGAGAUGAAUACUGAAAUAUAGAGGGAUAAGAGGCUCAAGGAAUGUGUGAAUAUGAAGAUAUGGUGAGAGAGAGAGAGCAUGGAGAACCAAGGCAGAUAACCACACAGGGAUUUUUUUGGGUAAAUCCUGGAGAUAUCCUUAUUCUUCUCUCUCCUAUCUUGGAAUAACAUCUUCAGCUGCUCCCCUAUCCUCUUAACCCCCCCCCCCCCCCCCCCCCCCCCCCCCCCUCCCCCCCCCACAAAUGGAUGGGAAGUUGAUAAAGGAUUAAACUGUGUGUGUGUAACUGGCAUUCAACUGAACAUCACAUUUGAAAGUGAUGUCCAUUCCAUUGAUUUAGUCUACAUUUGUUAACCGCUGUGUUAACCUGCUACCUUCCUCCUCCUCACAUCAUUUCUUUGAACCUGUUAGUCUAACCCCAUCUCCUCUCCUCCUCCCCCUGUCUGUCCAGGUAUUCUAAGUUGGCCGACCCAGCUGACUGGCUGUCCAUCAACAACACCAACGGUCAGAUCAUCACCACGGCAACUCUGGACAGAGAGUCCAUCUACGUCAAAAACAACAUUUAUGAAGCCACCUUCCUCGCAGUUGACAACGGUGAGAGCCAUUGUGUGCGUGUGUGGCAGAAAAAGAGAAAGACUGAGAGAAAGAAGAGAGGAGGUGAAGAGGAUAGAGGUGGGCCCAGUGGGGUUGAGACCAGCCUAAAGCUAGACUCCUGGUUAUAGAGAGCUAGUGCUGUAUCGACCUGUUCUCCUUUCUUCCCUCGCUUCACCUCUCCUCCUCUCUUUCUUUCUCCUCUGCCCAUCCACUGCAAUGAGUGUGGCACAUCCAGCUUGUUCUGCCACCCAGUUGAAGCUUGAGCUUAACCUAGCACAAACUCAAUCACAGCAAACAAACAACUCUGCUUUUUUCUCAGGCGGAAGCAAACAGAAUGCUUUUCCCCUCCCAAAGUGCCUUAUCAGUGACGUGCAGUGCAUUGGUGUGUUUACCUAAAGUUGGGAUGGCUUUGAAGAAUGAUUGACAUUGCCUGUGCAUGUGUGUGUGCGUGUGUGAUUGGCGUGUUUCCAGUGAUUGACAAUGUCAGAGACCGUGAUGUGUAACUUCCUGUGUUGUUUUCUGCAGCGGGGGUAAGAAGGGUCCCAGCUAGCACAUAACGUUCUGAGAACCAUAUGCUUCUUAGAGCUUGGUGAGAGCAUGGUUGUCCUAUGGUUAUUUUGCAUACAACCUUCCCACAACGUUCUGGGAAUAGUGCAGGAUACUCAGCUAGCACAUUGCGUUCUGAGAACCAUAUGUUUCUUAGGUGGGAAUUUCAGUACUUCAGCAUAACGUUUCCUACAGGUUUCCUCAUUGUUCUAUUUAAAGUCAUGUUGUCAGAACGUUAGAGAACAUUAAGAAACAACAUUCUUCUGUGGGAAUUUCAGUACUUCAGCUUAACGUUUUCUACAGGUUUCCUCAUCGUUCUAUUUAAAGUAAUGUUCUCAGAACAUUAAGAACCCUUUCCAUAACAAGCACAAGAAUACAUUAGGUAACAUUCAAACAACGAUCUAAGAAUUUUAUUUAAGAACAUAUACAUUCCAUUCUCAGCAUCAACACAACUCUCUCUAUCCUCUUUCUUGUUAAGUGUGUUCAGGUGUGUCACCUUUAUUUAACCAGGUAAGCCAGUUGAGAACAAGUUCUCAUUUACAACUGCGACCUGGCCAAGAUAAAGCAAAGCAGUGCGAUAAAAACAACACAGAGUUACAUAUGGGGUAAAACAAACAUAAAGUCAAAAAUACAACAGAAAAUAUAUAUACAGUGUGUGCAAAUGUAGCAAGUUAUGGAGGUAAGGCAAUAAAUAGGCCAUAGUGCAAAAUAAUUACAAUUAGUAUUAACACUGGAAUGAUAGAUGUGCAAGAGAUGAUGUGCAAAUAGAGAUACUGGGUGUGCAAAUGAGAAAAAUAAAUUACAAUAUAGGGAUGAGGUUGUUGGGUGGGCUAAUUUCAGAUGUGCAGUGAUCGGUAAGCUACUCUGACAACUGAUGCUUAAAGUUAGUGAGGGAGAUAAGAGUCUCCAGCUUCAGAGAUUUUUGCAGUUUGUUCCAGUCAUUGGCAGCAGAGAACUGGAACGAAUGGCGGCCAAAGGAGGUGUUGGCUUUCGGGAUGACCAGUGAGAUAUACCUGCUGGAGCGCAUACUACGGGUGGGUGUUGCUAUGGUGACCAAUGAGCUAAAUAUAGGCGGGGAUUUGCCUAUUAGUGAUUUAUAGAUGGCCUGGAACCAGUGGGUUUGGCGACGAAUAUGUAGUGAGGACCAGCCAACAAGAGCGUACAGGUCACAGUGGUGGGUAGUAUAUGGGGCUUUGGUGACAAAACGGAUGGCACUGUGAUAGACUACAUCCAAUUUGCUGAGUAGAGUGUUGGAGGCUAUUUUGUAAAUGACAUCGCCGAAGUCAAGGAUCGGUAGGAUAGUCAGCUUUACAAGGGCAUGUUUGGCAGCAUGAGUGAAGGAGGCUUUGUUGCGAAAUAGGAAGCCAAUUCUAGAUGUAACUUUGGAUUGGAGAUGCUUAAUGUGAGUCUGGAAGGAGAGUUUACAGUCUAACCAGACACCUAGGUAUUUGUAGUUGUCCACAAACUCUAGGUCAGACCCGUCGAGAGUAGUGACUCUAGUCGGGUGGGCGGGUGCCUGUGCGUUCGAUUGAAGGGCAUGCAUUUAGUUUUACUUGUGUUUAAGAGCAGUUGGAGGCUAUGGAAGGAGUGUUGUAUGGCAUUGAAGCUCGUUUGGAGGUUUGUUAACACAGUGUCCAAUGAAGGGCCAGAUGUAUACAAAAUGGUGUCGUCUGCGUAGAGGUGGAUCUGAGAAUCACCAGCAGCAAGAGCGACAUCAUUGAUAUACACUGAGAAAAGAGUCGGCCCAAGAAUUGAACCCUGUGGCACCCCCAUAGAGACUGCCAUAGGUCCAGACAACAGGCCCUCCGAUUUGACACAUUGAACUCUAUCUGAGAAGAAGUUGGUGAACCAGGCGAGGCAGUCAUUUGAGAAACCAAGGCUAUUUAGUCUGCCAAUAAGAAUGCGGUGGUUGACAGAGUCGAAAGCCUUGGCCAGGUCGAUGAAGACAGCUGCACAGUACUGUCUAUUAUCGAUCGCGGUUAUAAUAUCGUUUAGGAACUUGAACGUGGCUGAGGUGCACCGAUGACCAGCUCAGAAACCAGAUUGCAUAGCGGAGAAGGUACGGUGUGAUUCGAAAUGGUCGGUGAUCUGUUUGUUAACUUGGCUUUCAAAAACUUUAGAAAGGUAGGGCAGGAUGGAUAUAGGUCUGUAACAGUUUGGAUCUAGAGUGUCACCCCCUUUGAAGAGGGGGAUGACCGCAGCAGCUUUCCAAUCUCUGGGGAUCUCAGACGUUACGAAAGAGAGGUUGAACAGGCUAGUAAUAGGGGUUGCGACAAUUUCGGCGGCUAAUUUUGGAAAGAAAAGGUCCAGAUUGUCUAGCCCAGAUGAUUUGUAGGGGUCCACAUUUUGCAGCUCUUUCAGAACAUCAGCUGUCUGAAUUUGUGUGAAGGAGAAGCGGGGGGGGGGGCAUGGGCAAGUUGCAGCGGAGGGUGCAGAGCUGGUGGCCGGGGUAGUGGUAGUCAGGUGGAAAGCAUGGCCAGCCGUAGCAAAAUGCUUGUUGAAAUUCUCAAUUAUUGUACAUUUAUCGGUGGUGAUAGUGUUUCCUAGGCUCAGUGCAGUAGGCAGCUGGGAGGAGGUGCUCUUAUUCUCCAUGGACUUUACAGUGUCCCAAAACUUUUUGGAGUUAGUGCUACAGGAUGCAAAUUUCUGUUUGAAAAAGCUAGCCUUUGAUUUCCUAACUGCUUGUGUAUAUUGGUUCCUAACUUCCCUGAAAAGUUGCAUGUCGCGGGGGAUAUUAUAUGCUAAUGCAGUAUGCCACAGGAUGUUUUUGUGCAGGUCAAGGGCAGUCAAGUCUGAGGAGAACCAGAGGUUAUAUCUGUUCUUAGUUCUGAAUUUUUUGAAUGGGGCAUGCUUAUUUAAGAUUGAGAGGAAAGCACUUUUAAAGAACAACCAGGCAUCCUCUACUGACGGAAUGAGAUCGAUAUCCAUCCAGGAUACCUGGGCCAGGUCAAUUAGGAAGGCCUGCUCGCUAAAGUGUUUUAGGGAGCGUUUGACAGUGAUGAGGGGUGGUCGUUUGACCGCCGACCCGUUACGGACACAGGCAAUAAGGCAGUGAUCACUGAGAUCCUGGUUGAAGACAGCGGAGGUGUAUUUAGAGGGUAAGUUAGUCAGAAUGAUAUCUAUAAGGGUGCCCAUGUUUAUGGAUUUAGGGUUGUACCUGGUAGGUUCCUUGAUAAUCUGUGUGAGAUUGAGGGCAUCUAGUUUGGAUUGUAGGAUGGCCGGGGUGUUAAGCAUAUCCCAGUUUAGGUCACCAAGCAGUACGAACUCUGAGGAUAGAUGGGGGGCAAUCAAUUCACAUAUGGUGUCCCGGGCACAGCUGGGGGCUGAGGGGGGUCUGUAGCAAGCAGCGACAGUGAGCAGCGACACUUAUUUCUGGAAAGGUGGAUUUUUUGAAGUAGGAGCUCAAACUGUUUGGGCACAGACCUGGAUAGUAUGAUAGAGCUCUGCAGGCUAUCUCUACAGUAGAUUGCAACUCCACCCCCUUUGGCAGUUCUAUCUAGACGGAAAUUGUUGUAGUUGGGGAUGGACAUUUCUGAAUUUUUGGUGUCCUUCCUAAGCCAGUAUUCAGACAUUGCUAGAACAUUAGGGUUGGCGGAGUGUGCUAACGCAGUGAAUAACUCAAACUUAGGGAGGAGGCUUCCGAUGUUAACAUGCAAAAAAACAAUGCUUUUAUGGUUACAGAAGUCAACAAAUGAUAGCUCCUGCGGAGUAGGAGUGAUACUGGGGGCUGCAGGGCCUGGGUUAACCUCUACAUCAACAGAGGAACAGAGGAGGUCUAGAAUAAGGAUACAGCUAAAGGCUUUAAGAACUGGUCUUCUAGUGCGUUGGGUACAGAGAAUAAAGGGGGCAGAUUUCCGGGCAUUGUAGAAUAGAUUCAGGGCAUUAUGUACAGACAAGGAUAUGGAAGGAUAUGAGUACAGUGGAGGUAAACCUAAACGUUGGGUAACAAUGAAAGUGAUAGCAUCACUGGAGGCACCGAUUGAGCCGAUCUCCGCGUGUAUGGGGGGUGGAACAAAGGAACUAUUUUAGGAAGUUUGAGAGGGACUUGGGGCUCUACAGUGAAAUUGUAUAAUAAGAACUAACUGGAACAGCAAUAGGCAAGGCAUAUUGACAUGGGAGAGAGGCAUAAAGCAAUCAGAGGUGUUAUUCGAGAGAGCUAAGACAACAAUUGGUAAUGUCGAUGAAAGUUUGGGCUGAGGCUAAACAGAUAAACAGGACAGGGUACCGUGUAAAGGAACAGUCCAGCAGGCAUCAGCUGUGCAGCUGAGUGAUCAUAAGGUCCAGUGAACAGCAAUAUGUGAGUCUGAGAGCAGUUUGAAUUGGUGCUACAGCACAGGCUAGCAGGAAGCACAGCUGUUGUUUGCGUGUGCUAGCGGGCUGGGGCUAGCAGAUGGAUCUUCGUGGUCGUCGCAACGGGAAGCCUGUUGAAACCACAGACGAUUAUGUCGGCAGACCAGUCGUGAUGGAUCGGCGGGGCUCCGUGUCGACUCUAGGAGGUCCCGUCCGGUUGACAGAGAGGUAGAUAGCCGGGAGAUGGGCCUGAUUCGAGGCUAGCUUUAGGCUGAUUAGCCAACAACAACAUCCAUUUGGUUGCAGCUAGCUAGUUGCGAUGAUCCGGUGUUAAAGGUCCAGUGAUUCAGUGAUUCCGACAGAAAAACCGAUAUGUUCUGGGUCGAUAACAUGCUGUGCAGACAGUGCAGACUGGCCGAUAAUAGUCCAGGCUAGAGCUGGCUAGUAGGUAGUGCAGUCCACGGACAAUGGUGAAAAAACACUUACGGUGGCUAAUAGCAAGUAGCUAGUUAGCUGGCUACUCCCGUCCGGUAGACAGAGAGGUAGAUAGCGGGGAUAUGGGCCUGGCUCGAGGCUAGCUCAAGGCUAACUGGUGCUUGCUUUGGGGGCAGUGGUAAUUAGCCAACAGCAACAUCCAUUCUGUUGCGGCUAGCUAGUUGCGAUCCGGUGUUAAUGUCCAGUGAUUCAGUUAUUCCGGCAGAAAAUCCGAUGUUCUGGGUGAAAACCGCUAACGGUGGCUAAUAGCAAGUAGCUAGUUAGCUGGCUAGCUAGUUUCAACUGGAGAUUCAAGGUAAAAGGUAAGUCAAUAAUAGAAUCCGUUCCACAUUGAGUGAGGCGGGUUGCAGGAAAGUAUAUUUAGUAGAAGGAUGAAAAGUGUGAUAGGGAAAUACAGUGGGGAGAACAAGUAUUUUAUACACUGCCGAUUUUGCAGGUUUUCCUACUUACAAAGCAUGUAGAGGUCUGUAAUUGUUAUCAUAGGUACACUUCAACUGUGUAUCCAGAAAAUCACAUUGUAUGAUUUUUAAGUAAUUAAUUUGCAUUUUAUUGCAUGACAUAAGUAUUUGAUCACCUACCAACCAGUAAGAAUUCCGGCUCUCACAGACCUGUUAGUUUUUCUUUAAGAAGCCCUCCUAUUCUCCACUCAUUACCUGUAUUAACUGCACCUGUUUGAACUCGUUACCUGUAUAAAAAGACACCUGUCCACACACUCAAUCAAACAGACUCCAACCUCUCCACAAUGGCCAAGACCAGAGAGCUGUGUAAGGACAUCAGGGAUAAAAUGGUAGACCUGCACAAGGCUGGGAUGGGCUACAGGACAAUAGGCAAGCAGCUUGGUGAGAAGGCAACAACUGUUGGCGCAAUUAUUAGAAAAUGGAAGAAGUUCAAGAUGACGGUCAAUCACCCUCGGUCUGGGGCUCCAUGCAAGAUCUCACCUCGUGGGGCAUAAAUUAUCAUGAGGAAGGUGAGGGAUCAGCCCAGAACUACACGGCAGGACCUGGUCAAUGACCUGAAGAGCGCUGGGACCACAGUCUCAAAGAAAACCAUUAGUAACACACUACGCCGUCAUGGAUUAAAAUCCUGCAGCGCACGCAAGGUCCCCCUGCUCAAGCCAGCGCAUGUCCAGGCCCGUCUGAAGUUUGCCAAUGACCAUCUGGAUGAUCCAGAGGAGGAAUGGGAUAAGCUCAUGUGGUCUGAUGAGACAAAAAUAUAGCUUUUUGGUCUAAACUCCACUCGCCGUGUUUGGAGGAAGAAGAAGGAUGAGUACAACCCCAGGAACACCAUCCCAACCGUGAAGCAUGGAGGUGGAAACAUCAUUCUUUGGGGAUGCUUUUCUGCAGAGGGGACAGGACGACUGCACCGUAUUGAGGGGAGGAUGGAUGGGGCCAUGUAUCGCGAGAUCUUGGCCAACAACCUCCUUCCCUCAGUAAGAGCAUUGUAGAUGGGUCGUGGCUGUGUCUUCCAGCAUGACAACGACCCGAAAUACACAGCCAGGGCAACUAAGGAGUGGCUCAGUAAGAAGCAUCUCAAGGUCCUGGAGUGGCCUAGCCAUUCUCCAGACCUGAACCCAAUAGAAAAUCUUUGGAGGGAGCUGAAAGUCCGUAUUGCCCAGCGACAGCCCCGACACCUGAAGGAUCUGGAGAAGGUCUGUAUGGAGGAGUGGGCCAAAAUCCCUGCUGCAGUGUGUGCAAACCUGGUCAAGAUCUACAGGAAACGUAUGAUCUCUGUAAUUGCAAACAAAGGUUUCUGUACCAAAUAUUAAGUUCUGCUUUUCUGAUGUAUCAAAUACUUAUGUCAUGCAAUAAAAUGCAAAUGAAUUACUUAAAAAUCAUACAAUGUGAUUUUCUGGAUUUUUGUUUUAGAUUCCGUCUCUCACAGUUGAAGUGUACCUAUGAUAAAACUUACAGACCUCUACAUGCUUUGUAAGUAGGAAAACCUGCAAAAUCGGCAGUGUAUCAAAUACUUGUUCUCCCCACUGUAUGUACGAAAAAUACAUAAAAAAUACAAAAAAAUGGCUAUUUACACGGACACACACAGAGUACACGACCGCACUGCUACGCCAUCUUGGAAUCAUGAUUGGACACACCUGAUCUUAAUGAGUGCUUGUUUCCUUUGAAAUGGGGUCUGUUUGAAUAGACUAAAAUGAACAGCUUUGUAUGAGUAAAAAAAAAAAACAUGGCAUGCCAGCUCCAUCCUGGUGGCGCAGUGGACUCAUUCCUUGUAUAGAGAAGAUCAUAGGUUUGAAUCUCACUGACGCCAUGCCACAAUAAAAAAUACAUGUGUUUGCAUGAUUAAUGCCAAAGAAAAUUAAUUUCCAUGUGUCCUAUCUGUACUUGGAGUUCAAAACAGUUAACUCAAACUAAGCUAGCAGUGUUAUUAAAAAUCUUGUUGAAACAUGUUCUCAGAACAUUCCCUUUAAUUUCCGUUCUCAGAACGAUAAGAAAACCCCCCAGGAAAACUUUCAGGGAACCAUAGUAAAAUGUUCUCAGAACAUCUCUGCAACCUAAAAAUUUACAUUCCCAGAACAAGCUACAUUUUCUCUUCCAUUCUCAGAACAUUUAAAAAACGUUCAGUUUUACCGGUCAGGAAACGUAUGGCUUCGUUCCCAGAACCUCCAAGGAACCAAAUGUGCAAGCUGGGGUGGGAUUAGACAGCAAACCCAUUAGGGCUGACAUGCUCCCAUCAUUUCCAUGCGUCUGUCUCUCUUUCUCUCCUUUCCCUUCUCCUUUUCCAUUACUCAUUCUCUGUCCCUGUCUUUCUCCUCACAAACUUUUUGAAAGCCCUCUGACCCUGUGAGAGUUGCUUGUGACGUGUUUUCUCUGCACUCCGCUUCUGUCUUCACCUCUGUCGCUCCCCUCUCAUCAUGUAGAUCCCAGUUUUGAGGUAACCCUAAUUGCUCCUGCAAGUCACUCUGGAUAAGAGCAUCUGCUAAAUGACUAAAUUGUGUGUGUGUGUGUGUUCGUUGCAGACUGUGUGGGUGUAGGGGGAGUGUCUGUAGAGAUAAUGUGAGAGGGAUUAUGGUAAGAAGCGCUGGGGGUGGUGGGAGGAAGGGAAGAUGAGAGGAGUGGGCAGAAACAGAAAGAGGGGGAUGACAGUAUUUAGGAGAGAAACACUGUCAGAGAGCUACCAUAUUAUCAUGGCUGUCACCACCAAAUCAAAUCAAAUCAAAUGUUAUUGGUCACAUACACGUGUUUAGUAUGUUAUUGCGGGUGUAGCGAAAUGCUUGUGCUUCUAGUUCCUACAGUGCAGUAAUAUCUAACAAGUAAUAUCUAACAAUUUCACAACAUAUACCCACUACACACUAAUCUAAGUAAAGCAAUGGAAUUAAGAAUAUAUAAAUAAAUAUAUGGACGAGCAAUGUCAGAGCGGCAUAGACCAAGAUACAGUAGAAUAGUAUAGAAUACAGUAUAUACAUAUGAGAUGAGUAAUGCAAGAUAUGUAAACAUUAUUAAAGUGACUAGUGUUCCAUUUAUUAAAGUGGCCAGUGAUUUAUAAUCUAUGUAUAUAGGCAGCAGCCUAAUAUGUGCUAGUGAAGGCUAUUUAACAGUCUGAUGGCCUUGAGAUAGAAGCUGUUUUUCAGUCUCUCGGUCCCAGCUUUGAUGUACAUGUACUGACCUCGCCUUCUGGAUGAUAGCGGGGUGAACAGGCAGUGGCUCAUGUGGUUGUUGUCCGCGAUUAUCUUUAUGGCCUUCCUGUAACAUCGGGUGCUGUAGGUGUCCUGGAGGGCUGGUCGUUUGCCCCCAGUGAUGCGUUGGGCAGACCGCACCACCCUCUGGAGAGCUCAGCGGUUGCGGUCGGUGCAGUUGCCAUACCAGGCAGUGAUACAGCCCGACAGGAUGCUCUCAAUUGUACACUAACUACUCAUUCAAGGGUUUUUCUUUAUUUGUACUAUUUUCUAAAAGUGAAGACAUCAAAACUGUGAAAUAACACAUAUGGAAUCAUGUAGUAACCAAAAAAGUGUUAAACAAAUUUUAUAUUUGAGAUUCUUCAAAUAGCCACCCUUUGCCUUGAUGACAGCUUUGCACAGUCUUGGCAUUCUCUCAACCAGCUUCACCUGGAAUGUUUUUCCAACAGUCUUGAAGGAGUUCCCACAUAUGCUGAGCACUUGUUGGCUGCUUUUCCUUCACUCUGCGGUCCGACUCAUCCCAAACCAUCUCAAUUUGGUUGAGGUUGGGGGAUUGUGGAGGCCAUCUGAUGCAGCACUCCACCACUCUCCUUCUUGGUAAAAUAGCCCUUACACAGCCUGGAGGUGUGUUGGGUCAUUGUCCUGUGAAAAACAAAUGAUAGUCCCACUAAGCCCAAACCAGAUGGAAUGACGUAUCGCUGCAGAAUGCUGUGGUAGCCAUGCUAUUUAAGUGUACCUUGAAUUCUAAAUAAAUCACAGACAGUGUCACCAGCAAAGCAUCCCCACACCAUAACACCUCCUCCUCCAUGCUUUACAGUGGGAAAUACACAUGCGUCUCACAAAGCCACGGCGGUUGGUACCAAAAAUCUCCCAUUUGGAUUCCAGACGAAAGGACAAAUUUCCACCGGUCUAAUGUCCAUUGCUCGUGUUUCUUGGCCCAAGUCUCUUCUUCUUAUUGGUGUCCUUUAGUAGUGGUUUCUUUGCCGCAAUUCGACCAUGAAGGCCUGAUUCACACAGUCUCCUCUGAACAGUUGAUGUUGAGAUGUGUCUGUAACUUGAACUCUGUGAAGAAUUUAUUUGGGCUGCAAUUUCUGAGGCUGGUAACUCUAAUGAACUUAUCCUCUGCAGCGGAGGUAACUCUGGGUCUUCCAUUCAUGUGGCGGUCCUCAUGAGAGCCAGUUUCAUCAUAGCGCUUGAUGGUUUUUGCGACUGCAUUUAAAGAACAUUUCAAAGUUCCUGACAUUGUCCGUAUUGACUGACCUUCAUGUCUUAAAGUAAUGAUGGACUGUCGUUUCUCUUUGCUUAUUUGAGCUGUUCUUACCAUAAUAUGGACUUGGUCUUUUACCAAAUCUUCUGUAUACCCCCUCUACCUUGUCACAACACAACUGAUUGGCUCAAACGCAUUAAGAAGGAAAGAAAUACCACAAAUUAACUUUUAAGAAGGCACACCUGUUAAUUGAAAUGCAUUCCAGGUGACUAUGUCAUGAAGCUGGUUGAGAGAAUGCCAAGAGUGUGCAAAGCUGUAAUCAAGGCAAAGGGUGGCUAUUUGAAGAAUCUGAAAUAUAAAAUAAUACAUUUUUUGGUUACUACAUCGUUCCAUAUGUGUUAUUUAAUAGUUUUGAUGUCUUCACUAUUAUUCUACAGUGUAGAAAAUAGUAAAACUAAAGAAAAAACCUUGAUGAGUAGGUGUUCUAAAACUUUUGACCAGUAGUGUACAUCUGUAAAAGUUUGUGAGGGUUUUAGGUGCCAAGCCAAAUUUCUUCAGCCUCCUCAGGUUGAAGAGGUGCUGUUGCGGCUUCUUCACCACACUGUCUGUGUGGGUGGACUAUUUUAGUUUGUCAGUGAUCUGUAUGCAGAGGAACUUGAAGCUUUCCACCUUCUCCACUGCGGUCCCGUUGAUGUGGAUAGGGGGGUGUUCCCUCUGCUGUUUCCUGAAGUCCACUAUCAUCUCCUUUGCUUUGUUGACGUUGAGUGAGAGGUUAUUUUCCUGGCACCACACUCCCAGAGGCCUCACCUCCUCCCUGUAGGCUGUCUCAUCAUUGUUGGUAAUCAAGCCUACUACUGUUGUGUCGUCUGCAAACUUGAUGAUUGAGUUGGAUGCGUGCUUGGCCACGCAGUCAUGGGUGAACAGGGAGUACAGGAGGGGGCUGAGCACAAACACUUGUGGGGCCCCAGUGUUGAGGAUCAGCGAAGUGGAGGUGUUGUGGAGGCUUCAGGAAGUCCAGGACCCAGUUGCACAGGGCAGGGUUCAGACCCAGGGCCUUGAGAUUAAUGAUGAGCUUGGAGGGUACUAUGGUGUUGAAUGCUGAGCAAUAGUCAAUGAACAGUAUUCUUACAUAGGUAUUCUUCUUGUCCAGAUGGGAUAGAGCAGUGUGCAGUGUGAUAGCGAUUGCAUCGUCUGUGGAUCUAUUGGGUCGGUAAGCAAAUUGAAGUGGGUCUAGGGUGGCAGAUAAGGUAGAGGUGACAUGAUCCUUGACUAGUCUCUCAAAGCACUUCAUGAUGACAGAGGUGAGUGCUACGGGGCUAUAGUCAUUUAGUUCAGUUACCUUUGCUUUCUUGGGUACAGGGACAAUGGUGGCCAUCUUGAAGCAUGUGGGGACAGCAGAUUGAGAUAGGGAGAGAUUGAAUAUGUCCGUAAACACACCAGCCAGCUGGUCUGCGCAUGCUCUGAGGAUGCGGCUAGGGAUACCAUCUGGGCUGGCAGCCUUGCGAGGGUUAACACGCUCAAACGUCUUACUCACGUCGGCCACGGAGAAGGAGAGCCCACAGUCCUUGGUAGCGGGCUGCGUCGGUGGCACUGUAUUAUCCUCAAGACGUCAGUGUCCGCGGCGACGUGGCUGGUUUUCUUUUUGUAGUCCAUGAUUGUCUGUAGACCCUGCUCAUUUCUGAGCCGUUGAAUUGCGACUCCACUUUGUCCCUAUACUGACGUUUUGCCUGUUUGAUUGCCUUGUGGAGGGAAUAUCUACACUGUUUGUAUUCUGCCAUAUUCCCAGUCACCUUGCCAUGGUUAAAUGCGGUGGUUUGCACUUUCAGUUUUGCGCGAAUGCUGCCAUCUAUCCACGGUUUCUGGUUAGGGUAGGUUUUAAUAGUCACAGUGGGUACAACAUCUCCUAUACACUUCCUGAUAAACUCAGUCACCGUAUCAGUAUAUACGUCAAUAUUAUUCUCUGAAGCUACCCGAAACAUAUCCCAGUCCGCAUGAUCAAAACAAUCUUGAAGCAUGGAUUCCGAUUGGUCAGACCAGCAUUGAAUAGUCCUUAGCAAUGGCACUUCCUGUUUGAGUUUCUGCCUAUAGGAAGGGAGGAGCAAAAUGGAGUCGUGGUCAGAUUUACCGAAAGGAGGGCGGGGGAGGGCCUUGUAUGCAUCCCGGAAGUUGGAGUAGCAGUGGUCAAGUGUUUUAGCAGCACGAGUACUACAGUCGAUGUGUUGAUAGAACUUCCGCAACCGUUUCCUCAAAUCUGCUUUGUUAAAAUCCCCAGCUACAAUAAAUGCAGCCUCAGGAUAUGUGGUUUCCAGUUUGCAUAGAGUCCAGUGAAGUUAUUUGAGGGCCGUCGUGGUAUCGGCUUGAGGGGGGAUAUUUCCACAGCUGUGACUAUAACCCCAAAAAAGUAUCUUGGGAGAUAAUACUGUCGGCAUUUGAUUGUGAGGUAUUCUAUGUUGGGUGAACAAAAGGACUUGAGUUCCUGUAUGUUAUCACAAUUACACCAUGAGUCGUUAAUCAUAAAACAUACACCUCCGCCCUUCUGCUUCCCGGAGAGAUAUUUAUUCCUGUCUGUGCAAUUAACUGAGAACCCAACUGGCUGUACCGACUUGGACAGUAUAUCCCGAGAGCCAUGUUUCCAUGAAACCGAGUAUGUUACAAUUCCUGAUGUCUCUCUGGAAAGAAACCCUCGCCCUGAGCUCGUCAACUUUAUUAUCCAGAGACUGAACAUUAGCGAGUAAUAUACUCGGAAGCAAAGGGUGGUGUGCACGCCUCCUAAGUCGGACUAGAAGGCUGCUCCGAAUACCUCUCCUCCGGCGUUGUUUUGGGUCGGCCUCUGGAAUCAGUUAAAUUGCCCUGGGGGGUGCGAACAAAGGAUCUGCUUCGGGAAAGUCGUAUUCGUGGUCGUAAUGCUGGUAGCGCUGGUGAGUUACCGCCGCUCUGAUAUCCAAUAGUUCUUCAUGGCUGUAUGUAAUAACACAAAAUAAAAUCUGGGCUAAUAACCUAAGAAAUAAUAAAUAAAAAAACAAAAUACUGCAAAGUUUCCUAAGAGCUAGAAGCAAGGUGGCCCUCUCUCUCUGUCACCUACACACAUCUGUUUUAACCCACCUAUGUAUUUGUUUAUUUCCUUUUUAAAGAACAUAAGGGGCGCUUGCUAGAAGUCCUUUCUUCACGCCUGAAAUCUUUUAGCUGACAUCAAGAAAAAAAAAUGAAUACAAAUCCUUUUGAGGAAUUUACACAAACAUAAUUAUUUAUUUAGCUGGUUAAAACCCCCAUAAUUCUCCUAUCAGCCUCAGCAAGCUGCUUCCACAUGUCCCCCAUACAUAACUGGGAUUAACUCACUAAACCACCAGACAGGGGAAGCCUUCCAGUCUGUGUGUGUGUGUGUGUGUGUGUGUGUGUGUGUGUGUGUGUGUGUGUGUGUGUGUGUGUGUGUGUGUGUGUGUGUGUGUGUGUGUGUGUGUGUGCGUGUGCGUGUGCGUGUGUGUGCGUGCGUGCGUGUGCUUAGGCUAUGUGGUGUGUGUCUUACCACUCUUCACUCACAAGUAGCUUCUUUGUUCCAGUAGAGAAGGUAGGGAGUAGAGAUUGAUACAGUAGGAAUAUGCAGUGGAGUGAUAUUAGGGACACAGUAACCAUAGUGCUGUGGGCAGUGCUGGAGCUUUAGCCAUGUAGUCAUCUGAGCAGUGAAGGUAGAGGGAGUCACACACAGAUUAGUCUAGGAGGAACUCAUCUCCUGGACUUAGAUGGAAUGAGAACAUACAGUAUGGUCCGUCUGUCACUAGGUAGACCACAGAAAACGGACGGUAAGUCAGCUACCAGGUUUUAUUUACACACCUCUGUUUAUUGUGGAUAUGGUCAUUAUAGGAGUAUUGGAGACUAGUAUUGUACAACAGCAAACAUUGAGAUGAUAGUCUCCCCAUGGUAAAUGUCAUGCCUCCUUUGACCACUUCAUAUGUCAGUUAGCCAGCCUCCUGCUGUUGCUGCUAAAUGUCAAAGGUUAUGAACUCGUAAAUGAUGUACAGUAACAGUCAAAAGUUUGGACACACCUACUCAUCGCAGGGUUUUUCUUUAUUUUAACUAUUUUCUACAUUGUAGAAUAAUAGUGAAGACAUCAAAACUAUGAAAUAACACAUAUGGAAUCAUGUAGUAACCAAAAAAGUGUUAAACAAAUCAAAAUAUAUUUUAUUUUUGAGAUUCUUCAAAGUAGCCAGCCUUUGCCUUGAUGACAGCUUUGCACACUCUUGGCAUUCUCUCAAACAGCUUCAUCAGGUAGUCACCUGGAAUGCAUUUAAAUUAACAGGUGUGCCUUGUUAAAAGUUAAUUUGUGGAAUGUAUUUCCUUCUUAAUGCAUUUCAGACAAUCAGUUGUGUUGUGACAAGGUAGGGGUGGUAUACAGAAGAUAGCCCUAUUUGGUAAAAGACCAAGUCCAUAUUAUGGCAAGAACAGCUCAAAUAAGCAAAGAGAAACAACUGUCCAUCAUUACUUUAAGACAUGAAGGUCAGUCAAUCCGGAAAUGUUCAAGAACUUUUAAAGUUUCCUCAAGUGCAGUCGCAAAAACCAUCAAGCACUAUGAUGAAAUUGGCUCUCAUGAGGACCGACACAUGAAAUGAAGACCCAGAGUUACCUCUGCUGCGGAGGAUAAGUUCAUUAGAUUUACCAGCCUCAGAAAUUGCAGCCCAAAUACAUUCUUCACAGAGUUAAAGUAACAGACACAUCUCAACAUCAACUGUUCAGAGGAGACUGCGUGAAUCAGGUCUUCAUGGUCGAAUUGCUGCAAAGAAACCACUACUAAAGGACACCAAUAAGAAGAAGAUAAUUGCUUGGGCCAAGAAACAUGAGCAAUGGACAUUAGACCGGUGGAAAUCUGUCCUUUGGUCUGAUGAGUCCAAAUUUCAGAUUUUUAGUUCCAACCGUCAUCUUUGUGAGAUGCAGAGUAAGUGAACGGAUGAUCUCCGCAUGUGUGGUUCCCACCGUAAAGCAUGGAGGAGGAGGUGUGAUGGUGUGGGAGUGCUUUGCUGGUGACACUGUCAGUGAUUUAUUUAGAAUUCAAGGCACACUUAACCAGCAUGGCUACCACAGCAUUCUGCAGCGAUAUGCCAUCCCAUCUGGUUUGCGCUUAGUGGGACUAUCAUUUGUUUUUCAACAGGACAAUGACCCAACACACAUCCAGGCUGUGUAAGGGCUAUUUGACCAAGAAGAAGAGGGAUGGAGUGCUGCAUCAGAUGACCUGGCCUCCACAAUCCCCCGACCUCAACCCAAUUGAGAUGGUUUGGGAUGAGUUGGACCGCAGAGUAAAGGAAAAGCAGCUAACAAGUGCUCAGCAUAUGUGGGAACUCCUUCAAGACUGUUGGGAAAGCAUUCUAGGUGAAGCUGGUUGAGAGAAUCCCAAGAGUGUGCAACGCUGUCAUCAAGGCAAAGGGUGGCUACUUUGAAGAAUCUAAAAUCUAAAAUAUAUUUUGAUUUGUUUAACACUUUUUUGGUUACUACAUGAUUCCAUAUGUGUUAUUUUAUAGUUUUGAUGUCUUCACUAUUAUUCUACAAUGUAGAAAAUAGUCAAAAUAAAGAAAAACCCUUGAAUGAGUAAGUGUGUCCAAACCUUUGACCUGUACUGCAUAUGAUCAUGGCUGCAGGAAACAAGGUAUGCCAAUAUCCCAAUCUGCAACUCACACUUUUAUUACACUGGGUUUCUCUGCUUCAGGGGGUUCUGUGGCCAACUCUAAGUCAACCUUAUUACUGUCCUGUUCAGGCUAUCCUUCUCGUUUACCCCUCUCCCUCUCUCCAUCUCUCUCCCGCUCCUCUCUAGUUCUCUUUAUUUCCCUCUCACUCUCCGCCUAUUCUGGCCUCUUUGUCAAAUGUCUUGCACCGUUGCCAAGUUUAAUUGCCAGAUCUGUGAGCUUUACAUAAAUCUUUGGUAAAUGACAGAGCCCUUAUCUCCGUCCUGAGCUCGGUUCUGGGACCCUUCCACACUAACCAUUGGCUGAGCCAGCAGGGCGUGGCAUGGAAUUGACUCCUAAUUGGAGGCAGCCAAGGGUUGCCGGUCCCCUGACACACUCUCAAUAAACAGCACAGAGCUGAUAGUACUGCUGCACACGGAUCUCCCUCCUCCACAGUCUUUCUCUCUCUCAUUUCUUUUUCACACACAAACAUGACUCGCUUUUUCUCUAUCUCUUCCUCUCUUAUACACCUUUUGACUUUCUCUCUUUCCUCUUGUUGUACUUUCUCGUUCUGUCUCUCUUGUCAUUUCUCUCUGAUUGCUAAAGGCCUUUUUUCUCUGCCUAAAUGAGUUAUGUAACAUGUUCCAUAAUUUCACUCAAUCAAUGCAAAUAACCUUCAGAUUGUGUAUGUGUGUAUACAUGUUUACACACACACACACACACACUCACACACACUCACAUGGACCCUGGGGACAAAUUGCCAUUAUAGAAGGCAGAUGGGGCAGCAGCAUGUACGUCCAAGUCCUGAGGCAGCAAAGCAUCCCCAAACCAUCACACUACCACCACCAUGCUUGACCAUUGGUAUAAGGUUCUUACUGUGGAAUGCAGUGUUUGGUUUUCACCAGGCAUAAUGGGACCCAUGUCAUCCAGAAAGUUAUACUUUUGACUCGCCUGUCCAUAAAACAUUCUUCCAACAGUCUUGAUGAUCAUCCAGGUGCUUCCAGGUGGUUUUUGGCAAACUUGAGUCAACUUUUGGGAUGAGAUGGAUCCCAUUAUGUCUGGCAAAAACCAAACACUGCAUUCCACAGAAAGAACCUCAUAUCAACGGUCAAGCAUGGUGGUGGUAGUGUGAUGGUUUGGGGAUGCUUUGCUACCUCAGGACCUGGCCGACUUGCCUUAAUAGAAGCAACCAUGAAUUCUGCUCUGUAUCAGAGAAUUCUACAGGAGAAUGUCAGGCCAUCCAUCUGUGAGCUGAAGCAGAAGCACAGGUGGGUCAUGCAGCAAGACAAUGAUCAAAAACACACAAUCAAGUCUACAUGAAAAUUGUUAAAAAAGCAACACAUUUGGAAUGGCCUAGGUAAAGUCCAGACCUAAUCCCAAUUGAGAUGUUGUGUCAGGACUUGAAACGAGCAGUUCAUGCUUGAAAACCCACAAAUGUCGCUAAGUUAAAGCAGUUCUGCAUUCAAGAGUGGGCCAGAAUUCCUCCACAGCGAUGUGAGAGACUGAUCAACAACUACAGGAAGCAUUUGGUUGAAGUCAUUGCAGCUAAAGGUGGCACAACCAGUUAUUGAGUGUAAGGGGGCAAUUACUUUUUCACACAGGGGAAUUGGGUGUUGCAUAACAUUGUUAAUUAAAUAAAUAAAAUAAGUAUACUUUUUUUGUGGUUAUUUGUAAACUCAGGUUCCCUUUAUUUAAUAUUAGGUUUUGGUUGAAGAUCUGAUAACAUUCAGUAUCAAAAACUGAAUAGAGACAAUCAGAAAGGGGGCAAAUAGUUUUUCUCCACGAUCUACCCAGAAAUCCCUGUGUGGAUAUCUGCCUGGGUUCUCCAUGCUCUCUCUCUCUCUCUCUCUCUCUCUCUCUCUCUCUCUCUCUCUCUCUCUCUCUCUCUCUCUCUCUCUCUCUCUCUCUCUCUCUCUCUCUCUCUCUCUCUCUACAGGAGAUACACUCAUCUCUCUAUCUGUUUAUCUUUUUCUUUCGGUCUUUCUCUCCCUCUCAUCUGUGCAGACUCCCUUUAUUUGCUUUCACCCAAUUGCCAGUCCUCUUUCCUUUUCUCAAGUUCUCUCAAUCUAUCUUCCUACCCCAUCUUUCUCUCUCUCCCUCUGCCUCCUGGAAGUCAUUGCUUUGUUGGGGUAUUGUUUGGAAAGGGCAGUGAGUGCUCUUAUCAGUGUGUGUGCGUAUGGCUGUGCGGUUGUGUGUGGCUGUGAGUGUUCGCUUAACAAUAAUAAUAACCCUUCCCUUACCUCAUCUCUCCCUAUCCUCUUCCUCUCCUCUCCUCCACCCCUCCCCUCUCCGGCCUCUUCUUCUACUCCCACCCUCUCCUGUCCUCCUCCCAGGCUCUCCCAUGGCCAGUGGUACAGGGACCCUCCAGAUCUAUCUGAUAGAUGUGAAUGACAACGCUCCGUCUCUGCUGCCCCGUGAGUCUCAGAUCUGUGAACGCAUCAACCGUAACGCCGGCAUCAACAUCACGGCUGCAGACGCAGACAUGGACCCCAACGUAGGCCCUUUCGUCUUCGAGCUGCCCACGUUCCCUGCUAGCAUACGACGCAACUGGACCGUGUCACGUCUCAACGGUAAGGGUACCGGACCGGCAGGGGUAGAUGGGGGUUGGCGGCUGAUUGGCUGAAUACCCUGGGCGUGAGGUGGUUGGAGUUGUCAACAAAGCAACAUGACAGAAAUAUGAUGCCAAGUUUCUUUGACAAUAUAUAUAAAGCAAUCUGUGCAUUUAAAUAACUGCAUAAAUAUACCUAUUUUACUUUUGCAUGUCAAAAACCAAAUGACUACUGCUGCACAUGCUGCCACUGUUUUCAACAGAUUAAUUUAUACUAUUUAGAAUGAGCAGCCAGCUCACGAACAAACGAACGAACGAGUGCAACAGGGAGAACGGUCGUCACUAGUACCACACCUACAAAAUCAUAAAGGCCACCUAUUUCUACAAUUUAUCUUCUUAAAAUUUGAACAUUAAACACACUGCUAACCUUAUGCCUAACCCUAACCUUAAAUUAUUUUAGUUUUCAUUAAUUUGUACAAUAUAGUCCAUUUUGACUUUGUAGCUGUGGUAAUGUUGACCUGUUUAAAGGUCUUACUCACAUCGGCUACGGAGAGCGUGAUCACGCAGUCGUCCGGAACAGCUGGUGCUCUCAUGCAUGCUUCAGUGUUGCUUGCCUCGAAGCGCGCAUAGAAGUCAUUUAGCUCGUCUGGCAGGCUCGUGUCACUGGGCAGCUCGCGGCUGUGCUUCCCUUUGUAGUCUGUAAUAUUUUGCUAGCUCUGCCACAUCCGACAAGCAUCGGAGCCAGUGAGCUCAUUAAUAUAAGCUCCUCGCCCACAUAUCCUGUCAUUUCAAACUUCCUGGUAGUUAGCCAUGAGAGACAAAGUACUUUUCAGAGUGACUGUUCAGGACCUUUAAAAAGUAUGAAGUGUUAGAAAUGUGUCCUUAUGCUUAACCUGUCGCUUUGCUCAAUUUACCCUAUACCCGGACUAGCUAUGUUUUCAAAACUAUUAUGUUUACAUGAAUUCUGAUUAUUUCCAGGGAUACACAACAUCCUGAAAUAUAUAUUUGUUAGAAAGAAUACAAUAUUCCCCUUAGUAGUGAUGCUGAAUGUAAAAAAGGGUUCAACAUACCCCGCUCUCCGCUAUAGAUGUCUCUAUCAGUGGUAGUAACCUCUGUCUGUUCUCUCUCUCCCCUCCCCAGGUGACUAUGCCCGGUUGAGUUUACGGACCCAGUAUCUGGAGCCGGGGGUGUAUGAGGUGCCUGUGAUUGUGACCGACUCGGGGAACCCUCCCCUCUCCAACAGGUCCAUUAUCAAGGUCAAGGUGUGUCCAUGUGAUGAGAACGGAGACUGCACCCUUGUCGGGGCUGUGGCUGCCCCUGGACUUGGGACUGGAGCCAUCAUAGCCAUACUCAUCUGUAUCAUCAUACUGCUCAGUGAGUAUGCUGGACUGGACAUCUUAGAUACAGAUGUAGGAACUUAAUUUGAGCAAGUUUGCUACAGCAAGAAAUCCUGCAGCAACUGGAAAGGUGAAUUAUUAUGUAGAUUAUAAUUAAUGGACAUUUUGUAGGAGUUGAUACAUUUUUCGAAAGGAAAAUCUAGUCUGAAAUUUAAAAGUGGAAAUCGCAAACUUCAGCUUUUCUUAAUAAUAUAAUAAUAUGCCAUUUAGCAGACACUUUUAUCCAAAGUGACUUACAGUCAUGUGUGCAUACAUUUUUACGUAUGGGUGGUCCCGGGGAUCGAACCCACUACCCUGGCAUUACAAGCGCCAUGCUCUACCAAUUGAGCUACAGAGGACAUCUGUGCACACAAACUAUUUAUGUUGUACUCAUAAAUACGUAGAAAAUACACACACACCUGCCAUACCUCCAGACACAUCACUCUGAUUCGCUCAGAGCCAUCACUUUCUAAUUAACAGCCAAUCGUGUUCACCGCUAUCAGAGAGUAUAGAAACAAACAUAUCUUCCUUCCCCUCCCAUUCCCCCUGUAGCUACCACCACCUCCUCCCUACAUACUGUACAUCAGAUCCCUAUGAUCAAAUGUAAUAUUAAACCGCCUUUCUUACCAGAUGCUGAAGUGGAUUAUGAUUUGUUGUUCUUUCACACAUUGUGCCAUUUGGGCCUUAUAUUCACAAACAUUUACCAUACAGUUACAAUAACAAUAACCAUACAAUAACGUAAAGGUUGUAUUAUAGAUUAAUUCUUAGCUGGCUAUCAGAAUGUGCUGUCUCUGAGUUGGUGACCCUAUGGGUUUUAUUAUUGUGUUCUGCCAGAGAGGGGUUUUAAUGUGGACUUGUUUUGCUGAGGUGCUGCUGCUGGUUUGUUUUGUGGUGGUGUGGUGUGUGCUCAUACCUUAUUUAAAUUGUUUACAUUUCAGGGGUUGGAACCGAAAAUAUUUUCCAAUCGUUUCGUUCUGAACAUAACAAUAAUUUGUUUCAUUCCAUUCCACUGUUCCAACCAGCAAAAUAAAGUUCUGAAGCGGUUCAAACCAAAACAAAGUAACAGUUUAUGUCGUUCCUUUCUGUUCCUCUGAAAUAUAUAUUUAUUUUUUGCAUUUAGCUCGACAUCAAAUUACUUUACCAAUGGAUAGAGCAGCUUGUUAUGGAGCGGGCUAGCUAUGUACAUGCAUUGGACAGGCAAGUGUAAUGUAGGGUGCCAUAUGCGACUGAAAUGCUGCGGGUGAGCAUCUUUUGCGGCUGGGCAUCUUGUUGUUAGGACAUGCGUUAUCUGAAUUAGGCCCACAUAAUUAUACCUACGGAGGAGCAAAAUUUAUGAAGGAUCUUUGAAUGUCUUUGAACUUCAGAGAGUUGGCUUAACUGUUUGACCAGAGCUAGCCCGUGAUCAUGCCUCUCAGUUCCAUUACAUUACACAUAAUGCCGCCUAGAGUUUUCAAGAGCUAGACCAGAGCUAGCUAACAAGCUAGCUAGCUAAUAAACUUGUGUGUGCAGAGCGACACCAGAAUUAAAAUAAAAACACAUCUUACCUUUUUGUAGUUAAUAAAUCCAAUGUAAAACGUGAUAACUACAGUAUCCUUAACUAGCAUUGAAAAAGUUAAUCCAUUGUUCUGUAAUAAAAAAUCUCUCUCCCUAAUUUCUGAAUCACGCCUGUAACGUCAGAAGCUACAGUAGACUAUGCAUGCUUCGUAGGGGAGGGGGGGAGGGGCAGGUAGCCUACACACACAUACACUGGCAAAGAGUUUCAGCUGGCAGGCAGGCAGACACUGGAAUACAUUUCUUUGUUGCAUUUUUUGUGGAACUGUAAAAAAAUCCCUGGAAAUUAAAAUAACUUUAUUAACCCAUGCAAUUCAAAUAACGGUUCUGCUCCUGAACAGUAUAGAUCACUUUUGUUCUCGGUUCUGGUUCUGUUCCUCGAAAAAUGUCAUUAUCUUCCGGUUUUCUGUCUUUUGAAUGGCGGUACAGUCCUAUCCUCCACAAAUAUGUAGAGCUUUUUUGCUUUUUUGUGUGGUUGUGUAUUUUGCAGUAAGCCAAUAAUGUAUGUUGUUUAAGGUGUGUUGGUUGUGUGUUUUGCAGUAUAAGUGUUUUGUUUAAUGUGUGUUUGUUGUGUGUUUUGCAGUAUUAGUGUGUUAUUGAAGGUGUGUUGUGUGUGUUGCAGGUAUGGUGCUAGUAUUUGUACUGUGGAUGAAGCGCAGAGAGAAGGAGAGACAGACCAAACAGCUGCUGAUCGACCCCGAGGACGAUGUCAGAGACAACAUCCUGAAAUACGAUGAGGAGGGAGGGGGAGAGGAGGACCAGGUACACACACACACAGACACACACACACACACACACACACACACACACACACACACACACACACACACACAGAUACAAACCUAUAAACAACAACACAUGUGUAUGUGUAUAUAUACAGUAUAUAUCACAUACACCCACAAACACUGACAGCCAGUCAGGUCUGUCUUGAGGUUGACUGUCUUAUCUGUGUGUGUCUCUGGGCAGGACUAUGACCUGAGCCAGCUGCAGCAGCCGGACUCCUUGGAGCACAUCAUCAGUAAGCCCCCAGGGGUACGGAGGGUGGACGAGCGCCCCAUCAUCCCUGAGUCCCAGUACCCCAUCCGUCCUGUGGUCCCUCACCCUGGGGAUAUCGGGGACUUCAUCAACGAGGUGAGGGGGGCAACCUGGGGUCAUAGAUUAGUUUUUUCCUUUAUCAAUAUAUAAUUUAACACAGACACAUUUCCAUACACAAGGUACUCCAAACACGACUCAAGUUACAAUGACAAACUUACAAUACAAGACUACACAAACACAGAACAUAAGACAUUCAGAUCAGUAAAUAAGAUGGAGGUGUAUAUAUGUACCUUUUUAUUUCUUAGUCUUUUGAUGUACCUUCUGUUUUAGGUAAAUGUGUGAGAUGUGAGGGUAAUGUUGCAUAAAUGUAGGUAUUUUCUGGAUGUUAUUUAUUUACAGGUUUCAAUGCUCUGAGCUCUGGCAACAGUGGAGAAUGGAGAUUACCUGACAGCUGUUAUCAUACACACACACACACACACACUUACAAACACGCACAUACUGUACUCACACACGCACACAUGCACAUGCUCACUUGUGCGUACGUAACCCCAAUCUCAACACAGUCAUGCAAGAAGGCUUUGAUUGACAGGCGCCGUGACAACAUGUUCACACUUGAGAAGUGUUGGCAGCUGUUCAGCUUUGAUCCAUCCUGACUACACACACGCCCACACACGCAAACACACACACAUUCACACACACACACACACACACACACACACACACACACACACACACACACACACACACAAAUCUCGCUCCAACAGUCUGGCAAAACACAAACACAUUGUGGCUCGGUUGCCCACUGUAUCCUCCUUGGGGAUUCUACAUCCCUGCCAAUGACAUCACUCUGUCACUCACAAUAUAUUGCCGGUAUGCCAAUACUUAAAAUGUUCUCUAUGGUGCUUCCUUAGCUGUUAUCUUACAAAAAGCCUACCCUUCUCUGUCUCUAUAUAGUACUAUACACUAACCUUUUUAAUCCUGUUGGCCUAUAUACCAAUACAACUCUCUCCUCCCUCUCCCUCCCUCCAGGGUCUGCGGGCGGCAGACAAUGACCCCACAGCCCCUCCCUAUGACUCCCUCCUGGUGUUUGACUACGAGGGCAGCGGCUCCACGGCCGGCUCCGUCAGCUCCCUCAACUCCUCCAGCACCGGGGACCAGGACUACGACUACCUCAACGACUGGGGCCCCCGCUUCAAGAAGCUGGCCGACAUGUACGGGGGAGGGGACGACGAAUAG
Molecule: messenger RNA, 24659 nt
Organism: Coregonus sp. 'balchen'
Lineage: Eukaryota; Metazoa; Chordata; Actinopteri; Salmoniformes; Salmonidae
Source: the annotation of a GenBank genome assembly